AUGUGCCGGCACAUGCCCUGGAACCUCACGCGGAUGCCCAACCACCUGCACCACAGCACGCAGGAGAACGCCGUGCUGGCCAUCGAGCAGUACGAGGAGCUGGUGGACGCCAACUGCAGCGCCGUGCUGCGCUUCUUCCUCUGCGCCAUGUACGCGCCCAUCUGCGCCCUGGAGUUCCUGCACGACCCCAUCCGGCCCUGCAAGUCCGUGUGCCGGCGCGCCCGCGACGACUGCGAGCCGCUCAUGCAGCGGUACAACCACAGCUGGCCCGAGAGCCUGGCCUGCGACGACCUGCCCGUCUACGACCGCGGCGUGUGCAUCUCGCCCGAGGCCAUCGUCACCGACCUCCCGGAGGACGCGAAGUGGGUAGAUAUCACACCAGACAUGAUGGUACAGGAAAGGCCUCUUGAUGUCGACUGUAAACGCCUAAGCCCUGACCGGUGCAAGUGCAAAAAAGUGAAGCCAACCCUGGCAACAUAUCUAAGCAAAAACUACAGUUAUGUCAUCCAUGCCAAGAUAAAAGCUGUCCAGAGAAGUGGCUGUAAUGAAGUAACAACGGUGGUGGAUGUGAAAGAGAUCUUCAAGUCCUCAUCACCCAUCCCUCGAACUCAAGUCCCACUCAUUACGAAUUCUUCCUGCCAGUGUCCUCACAUCCUGCCCCAUCAAGAUGUUCUCAUCAUGUGUUAUGAGUGGCGCUCACGGAUGAUGCUUCUUGAAAAUUGUUUAGUUGAAAAAUGGAGAGACCAGUUUAGUAAAAGAUCCAUACAGUGGGAAGAGAGGCUGCAGGAACAGCAGAGAUCAAUCCAGGACAAAAAGCGAACAGCCGGGCGCACCAGUCGCAGUCAUCCUCCGAAGCCAAAGGGAAAGCCACCUGCUCCCAGGCCAGCCAGCCCCAGGAAGAACAUUAAAGCGAGGAGCGCUCCAAGGAGAACAAACUCGAAACGAGUGUGA
Pipistrellus nathusii (Nathusius's pipistrelle) is the source of this 951-nucleotide messenger RNA. The record is from the annotation of a GenBank genome assembly. NCBI's taxonomy places the organism in Eukaryota, Metazoa, Chordata, Mammalia, Chiroptera, Vespertilionidae.